This is a messenger RNA of Danaus chrysippus (African queen), 219 nucleotides long. The record is from the annotation of a GenBank genome assembly. Lineage: Eukaryota; Metazoa; Arthropoda; Insecta; Lepidoptera; Nymphalidae.
UUGAGGGUAGAAAGCUGCCGUCCGAGGAUCCGCGCGGGCGACCUAGCUGCGGGUGAGUGGUUGUGUGCGUUAGCGUUUACCGAUGAAGUCGAUCAUUUGAUCAAGCUGUUCCUCCUCGUCGUAGAGGUACAAGGACUCCAUGCAGCCCUUGAAGUAGGGCGACGUGAAGCAUUUGGACCUGAGAACGAACUGGCGCGUUACUCACUGACAGACACUUGA